AUGUCAGUAGAAGGUAAUAUAGUAAAGACAGCUGCUGAACUUAAUAAAUUUAAAGCGGCUAGAAAAACAAUUCGGAUUGCAGUAACUAAACUUGUAAAUUGUAUAGAAUCAGGUCUGCAAAGUGAAACUUUUGAUAGAAAUGCAAUUGAGGAAAAUUUAUAUUUGCUUAAUGCUAAAGAAUCAGAGUUAAAAAUUCUUAAUGAGCAGAUAUUUAAUUGUUUUGUCGGGGAGGAAGCUGAAAUAGAAAAGGAAUAUAGUUCCGUGUUAGAGUAUGAGGAAAAAAUUAGUUUAUGUCAAUUUAGAACUAAAAAGAAAUUAGAUUCUAUUUCAAAUGCUGUACAAAAUCAAAAUCAAUCCACUGGUGACCACAUUGUUUCAUGCAAAAAUGAGAUUGAAAAAUUUACUUAUUUGAAAUCGUUAUUAGGAGGAGCUGCGUUAAAUGCAGUAUCUGGGUUCUCACUUUCAGAUGAGAAUUAUGACGCUUGUAUAGGUUUGAUUAAAGAAAGGUUUGGACGCGUUGAUUUAGUUAUUUCUUCCCACAUGAAUAAUCUUCUUAAUUUGGAUCCUGUAAAGCAUUCGUCUAAUGUAAAAGCUUUAAGAACACUUUACGAUUCUUGUGAAAUAAACAUAAGAAGUCUGAACUCAUUGGGGAUUGUUUCAGAAUCGUAUGGGAGUCUAUUAGGACCAAUUAUUUUAAAAUUGUUGCCUGAUGAUAUGAAUUUAGAAUUUAAUAGAAAACGUAAUUCGAAAAAACAGUAUAACGUCACGGAGCUUUUGGAUUUCAUUAGAUUAGAGGUAGAAAGUUUGGAAGCCUCGAAUGUAAUUAUUAAUUCAAAGAAAAGGAAAUCAAAUAGUGAGUUUGCGCAGAAUAAAAAUAAUUACUCUAGAAGUGUUCCUACAACUUCGGCGCUAACCACAAUGACUAAUUCAUACUGCUAUUAUUGUAAUGAAAAUACUCAUGAUGUUAGAAAAUGUGAGAAAACAAAUGAACAAAAAAGGAUGAUUCUAAAGAAUCAAGGGCGUUGUUAUAAAUGUUUUAGAAAAGGGCACGUUUCGUUUAAAUGUAGGGUAAAAAUUCCACCUUGCAAAGUUUGUAACAGUGUAAAUCACAAUAAAUUGUUCUGUAGGAAAAUUGUUUCAGAUUCUGAAGAUAAAGAAAAUGCGAUUGCAUCUUUGUCGCUGAAUUCAAAGACAAUUUCUGAAACUGCUGAUAAAGGUAUAUAUCUGCAAACUUGUACUGUUCAUGUUUCAGAUAAAAAUAGCUUGUUAAGUCGAAUCACGCGCAUUUUGCUUGAUUCAGGAUCACAAAAAACGUUCAUUAAAUCAGAAUUAGCAAAGGAAUUAAAAUUAAAAUGUAUAAGAAGGGAAAAACUGUACAUAUAUUCUUUUGGAUACAUUAAGGGUAAAUUGAAAGAAUAUGAUGUUGUCGAAGUUAAACUAAAAAGUAUGCAUGAACCUAAUAGUUGUAUAACAAUUGAAGCCCUUGUAACAGAUACAAUUUCUGGAGCGCUUAUAAAAGUACCCCCAAGAAGUAUUUUAGAAAUGUUGAAAACGGAAAAUUUAAAAUUAGCCGAUAAUGGCGAGUCCUCUGAAAUAGAAUUAUUGCUGGGUUCUGAUUCAUGUUGGGAAGUACAAACAGGGCAAAAGAAACGAAUUAGUAAAAGGUUAUUUGCAGUUUCUUCAUUGUUUGGGUGGUCGUUAGUUGGAGCUUUCGGGGAAAAUCAAUCUAGUGCUUCUAUGUUUACAAUUGGUGCUACGCAAUGUGAAAGCGAGAAUCAUAGCUCAAUUAAUGAUAGUUUGAGAAAAUUUUGGGCUUUAGAUCAUAUAGGUUUGGAGGAAAAAGAUGAUAAAAACGAUGAAUUGGUCAUAAAAAAUGAUGAGUGGCUUAGGGAAAAUUAUGAUAGUAUCAUAAAUGAUCAGUUAAGGAACAAAAUAAUUGAAGAAUGUGGCGUUGAAAGUCACGAUGGUAAUACAAUGUACUACAUGCCGCAUUCUCCGGUCGUAAGAAAAAAUGCGUCAAAAACUAAAGUCCGUAUAGUGUAUGAUGCGUCAUCAAAAGUUAAUGAUGAGGUAUCUUUAAACCAAUGUUUGAUACCUGGCCCAAAUUUAAACCCUUCAAUUUUAGAUUUGAUAUUGUGUUUCAGGCAGUUUAAAUAUGCGUUUUCGGCAGAUAUCGAAAAAGCCUUUCAUCAAAUUGGGAUUGUAGAAACUGAUAGGGACGCAUUGCGAUUUUUGUAUUUUGACAAUGAAUUAAAUAUAAAACAUUAUCGUAUGACUCGUGCUCCGUUUGGAGUUGCUUGUAGCAGUUUUAUUCUCGCAUGUACUAUAAAACAUCACAUAAAGAAAUUGUCAGUGGAAAAUCCAGAGAUUUUUAAGAUGUUAAAUAAUUUUAUUUAUGUAGAUGACAUUUUUUACGGUUCAGAUUCCGUAGAACAUGCCUUCAAGUUAAGCACUGAAGCUUAUAACGUACUUAAAGAAGCGGGAAUGAAUUUGCGUCAAUUUAGUACAAAUUCAGAAGAGCUUGAAAAAAUCUGGGAUAAGAAUGGAAUUGUUGAGGUACAAAAAGAGCACAAUGAUACUUUAAAGGUACUAGGACUUAACUGGUGUAAUAGUAAAGAUGUAUUGUUUUUAAAUAUAGAUAAGUUGUCUGAAACACUAAAUAAAUGUAGAAUAAUCACAAAAAGAAACAUAUUAAAAGUAACCGCUACUAUUUUUGAUCCGGUAGGAUUUAUUUCACCUUUUGUAUUGAGAGCGAAAUUAAUAAUGCAAAAUCUUUGGCAGUUGGGUUUAGAACUUGACGAUGAAGUUCCAAUUGAAUGCAAACAAAUGUGGUCCGAGUGGUGCGAUGAAAUAGAAACUCUAAAGAAAUUCGAAAUUUGCCGCGAAUAUUUUCCUUGCGAAAUAAAUCGUAAUAAGAAUAAAGAAUUGCAUAUAUUUGGUGAUGCAUCAAUAAAAGCUUACGGUUCAGUAGCGUAUUUAAGAUCGGUUGAGGACUGUACUGUAGCAUUUGUUAUGGCAAAAUCUAAAAUUGCGCCGAUUAAACAAAAACUCACACUACCAAGACUAGAAUUGUUAGCUGCAUUAACGACAUCAAAACUCGCAAAGUAUCUAAAAGAUUUGUUUUCCAUUCAAGAAGAGAACAUUUACUUGUGGACUGAUAGUCAGAUCGUAAUACAUUGGAUUCGAAGUGCCCCUGAGCGAUGGAAAUUAUUUGUCAAGAAUAGAGUAUCUGAGAUACAAUCUUUAACAAAAUUUAAUGCAUGGGGACAUUGCAGUGGAUCCGACAAUCCGAGUGAUAUAUUGUCACGUGGGUGUUCUGCUGAACAUUUAUUGUCAUCAAAAUUAUGGAAAUCCGGACCAGAUUGGUUGUCCGAAUCAAAAAACAAUUGGCCCAAGAAAAUGCCAUUGACAUCUGGGUUUUCUGAUGUGGAGCUAGAAAAGAAGAAAUGUGUUGCUGAAAAUACAGUUCUACCUUCUGUUGCGGUGAAUUCUGACAGUCUUCUGAAUCUUGAAAAGUAUAGUAAACUAAGUCGAGCUGUUAGGGUGACCGCAUGGAUACAAAGAUUUAUUUAUAAUGUAAGGUGUAAAGCUGACAAGAAAAAAGGUCCCUUAAGAGCUGAAGAACUUUUCGCUGCAGAGUUAAGUUUGAUAAAGGAAAUUCAACAUGAGCAUUUUAGUGACGAAAUUACUUGUUUAAAACAAGAACAUCAAAUUAGUAGAAAUUCUAAAAUUCGUGAAUUGAAUCCAUUCCUCAGUGAAGAAGGGAUAUUGUUAGUAGGAGGCCGACUACAAAAAUCGACUUUGAGUUUUUACGAAAAACAUCCAAUUAUUAUUCCAUCAAAAACUCAUUUUACUGAAAUCUUGGUGCGAGAUGCACAUGAAAAAGUUUUCCAUUCGGGAAUGGCAGGUACUCUUGGACCAAUGCAGCAAGACAUAGCCCCUUUGCCAUCUGCCAGAAUCGAAAAAUCAAAUCCGUUCGAUGUAAUCGGCGUGGACUAUGCUGGACCUCUGUUUGUUAAAAACGAAGAUACGAAGUAUUAUAUUCUUCUGAUUACCUGUGCGGUGACUAGAGGUAUUCAUCUGGAAUUAACUAAAAACUUGACUACGGAAUCUUUCUUGCAAGCUUUCCGUAGAUUCGUGUCAAGAAAAGGAUUAUGCUCUGUUAUCUAUUCUGAUAAUGCAAGAACAUUCAAGGCAGCUGAUGCAGAACUUAAAAAGAUGUGGCAAGUAUUAAGUCAUCCUGACGUAAAGAACUUUUAUGCCGCAAAAGGUAUACAGUGGAGAUACAUCGUAGAAAAAGGAGCAUGGUGGGGUGGCUUCUAUGAGAGACUUGUACGAUCAGUCAAGACUAUGCUAAGAAAAACACUUGGUCGCGCCUCACUGCAUGCCGACGAGUUGGAAACUGUUUUGAUUGAAAUAGAAUCGGUGAUAAACCACAGACCUCUGACGUACAUUGAGGAUGAUCAACAUGAAUACCAGGUAUUAUCACCUGCUCAUUUUCUUUUAGGAAAUAAGCCAUUAAAUUUGCCUCCAGCGAAAUAUACAGACUUUGUGCCUACUAGUAAUAGGAAAAUUAUGUGUAAAACGUAUCAAUAUCGUGAAAGACUUUUAAAUAGAUUUUGGAAGUUGUUCUACAAAGACUAUUUGUUGCAAUUAAAAUCGGUAAACGGUGCGAAAAACCACAAAACUAAAACAGAACUAAACGUGAAUGAUAUUGUUGUAAUAAGAGAAGAACUUUUACCGCGUAACAUGUGGAGAUUAGGAAAGGUUGUUAAGACUUUUACUGGAAGAGAUGGAUUAAUUCGCAGUUGCGAAAUUAAAACGGAAAGAGGCAUAUUAAAAAGGCCAGUUCAGUUGCUGGUUAAGUUAGAAUGUGAAUGA
Molecule: messenger RNA, 4881 nt
Organism: Uloborus diversus
Lineage: Eukaryota; Metazoa; Arthropoda; Arachnida; Araneae; Uloboridae
Exons: 4
Coding region: 1-4881 (1626 amino acids)
Biological process (GO): DNA integration
Molecular function (GO): nucleic acid binding; zinc ion binding
Source: RefSeq, a predicted model, not a curated record